This is a messenger RNA of Priceomyces carsonii, 747 nucleotides long. It is a transcript of the gene FMP45, whose product is annotated as Fmp45p. The record is from RefSeq and is a predicted model, not a curated record. Gene Ontology annotation, cellular component: cell cortex; plasma membrane; membrane raft. Gene Ontology annotation, biological process: fungal-type cell wall organization; septin cytoskeleton organization; cortical actin cytoskeleton organization. NCBI's taxonomy places the organism in Eukaryota, Fungi, Ascomycota, Pichiomycetes, Serinales, Debaryomycetaceae. The coding region runs from base 1 to 747 and encodes 248 amino acids. The transcript has a single exon.
AUGUUUAGGAGGCUUAUAACUUUUAUCCCCAUUUUGCUUCUUCUAGGUUCAGCACUUUUGUUAUUCUUUAUCAACUUAGCUGGAGCAUCCGACAAGUCAGUUUUGAGGAAGCUUUAUUGGUCUCAGGCAACCACUCGAGGUAUUUCGGGGGCUCCACAUUCAGUUACAAGAUGGACCAUGUAUAACAGUUGUGGUGUUAGCAAUGGCGAAAACGUGGACUGUACUUCAAAUUCUCCAGCUUAUCCCUUUUCUCCAAAGGAUAAUUUUGGAAGCAGUGGUAGUCUACCGAGUAGUUUCACUAAGAAUAGAGAUACCUAUUUCUACUUAUCAAGAUUUGCGUACGCAUUUUUCUUGAUAGGUUUAGUAUUAAAUAUUGUUGCUAUUUUAUCGGUUUUUGUUUCUUGUUGCUUGUCAGAUGUAAUAAGUGGUUUAAUAAGUACGUUAAUUAUAUCAUGUGCCUUGCUAUUUACACUCGCCGCAUCGUGCUUUAUUACUGCUGUUCAUGUCAAAGGGAGACAUAAUUUCCAAAAGAGCGGUUUCGAUGCCCUGUUAGGAGUCAAGCUAUUUGCCUUUUCUUGGACAUCGGUAGCAUGCCUACUUCUAUCAUUGACGAUAAUGCCGAUCAUUUCAGGAGUGACGGCCCUCAAAGGAAGAAAGCGUGAACAUCCAGAUUCGGAGUACGAGAAAAUAAGCCCUUCAAUUACUUCUUCAAACAGCCAGAUCCCGCUCGAUGAACCAAGAGUCUAG